Messenger RNA from Oryzias latipes (Japanese medaka), 2062 nucleotides. It is a transcript of the gene ldhd, whose product is annotated as lactate dehydrogenase D. Lineage: Eukaryota; Metazoa; Chordata; Actinopteri; Beloniformes; Adrianichthyidae. Gene Ontology annotation, cellular component: mitochondrion. Gene Ontology annotation, biological process: lactate catabolic process. The record is from RefSeq and is a predicted model, not a curated record. Gene Ontology annotation, molecular function: FAD binding; D-lactate dehydrogenase (NAD+) activity; D-lactate dehydrogenase (cytochrome) activity.
UUGUUUUCUUAGCUUGACCUGCCAGAAUAAGAGUCGUCAACAAGGAUCAGGAUGUUGCUCGGCCUCAGUGGAUCUACUGCCAGCCGGCUGCUUCUUCUCCGGAGAAGCCUGACUUCAGGAGUCUCUGCUUCGGCAGCGGCUGUGGACAGGGCUCUCUCCGCCUUCAGGUUCAUAUGCGGCGAUGAAGGAGUCUCACUGGGUGAAGCAGUCAGAGAGCAGCACGGCAGGGACGAGUCUGUGCACAGAUGUCGGCCUCCAGAUGUUGUGGUGUUUCCACGCUGUGUGGAGGAGGUCAGCGCUUUGGCCAAGACCUGCUACAAACACAACCUUCCCAUCAUCCCCUUUGGCACUGGGACUGGCUUGGAGGGAGGGGUUGGUGCUCUGAGGGGUGGGGUUUGCUUCAGUUUAAGGAACAUGGACCAGAUCCUGGACCUCCACCCAGAGGACUUCGACGUGACAGUAGAACCUGCUGUGACUCGGAAGACCCUCAAUUCUUAUUUGCGAGACACAGGCCUAUGGUUUCCUGUGGACCCCGGAGCAGAUGCUUCUCUGUGCGGCAUGGCUGCCACCAGCGCCUCCGGCACAAACGCGGUGCGUUAUGGGACCAUGAGGGAAAAUGUCAUCAACCUGGAGGUGGUGUUGGCAGACGGGACCAUCGUGCACACAGCUGGCAAAGGACGCCGUCCCAGGAAAACGUCUGCCGGCUACAACCUUACCAACCUGUUUGUGGGCUCAGAAGGCACACUGGGUAUUAUCACCAAGACCACGUUACGUCUGUACGGCAUCCCAGAGGCCACGGUGUCGGCCGUCUGCUCCUUCUCCUCCGUGCAGGCUGCCGUGGACAGCACCGUGCAGAUCCUGCAGGCUGGAGUUCCCAUCGCUAGAAUCGAGUUCCUGGAUGAUGUGAUGAUGGACGCCUGUAACAGGUUCAGCUCCCUCUCUUAUCCUGUUGUCCCAACGCUUUUCCUGGAGUUCCACGGAUCGGAGCGGAGUCUGGAAGAACAAGUCAACAUCACAGAGGAGAUCACUCAGAGCAACGAAGGCUCAGACUUUCAGUGGGCUCGAGACGCAGAGACACGGAGCCGGCUGUGGAGGGCGCGCCAUGACGCCUGGUACGCCGCACAGGCGCUCAGACCGGGCUGCAAGGCUUACUCCACAGAUGUGUGCGUGCCUCUAUCUCGCCUGCCUCAGAUCAUCGUGGAGACAAAGGAGGACCUGAUGGAAAGCCGGCUAACAGGACCCAUUGCAGGCCAUGUGGGCGACGGAAACUUCCACUGCCUGAUGGUCGUGGACCCGAGUGACCCGGAUGAGCUGCACAGAGUCCAUCUGUUCACUGAGAGGCUGGCCAGACGAGCGCUGGCCAUGGACGGCACGUGCACCGGGGAGCACGGGGUGGGUUUGGGAAAGAGACGCCUCCUGUGUGAGGAGCUGGGACCUUCAGGCAUCCAGGCCAUGCAGAAGCUCAAGAAUGCCCUUGACCCAAAGAACCUGAUGAAUCCUGGGAAAGUUCUGCUGCAAGGAGAAAGAUGAGGAGGGGGGGGGGGCAGCUCCAAUGGGGAAAAUGAAGCAAAUCAAGAAUGAAUGCCACAUUAUUGAAGAUAAUCAUCUUAAUGAUAUUUGCUUUAAUAACAGCAGACAGUUUGCACAUACUGGUGUAGAAUCAGGUUUUUGUGUGAGUUGGUGCUCAGAAAUUAAAACCUGAUAAAAGUUUUUGUUUUGAUUGUUAAGAAAUCUUUCGAGAUGAAGUAGACAUUGUUUAUGAAAUAGUUUUUGAAUAUUUUUAAUACUAUUUGAUAGCAGACCAGGAGCUCUCAAACUGCUAAAGUUUAAAUGUAUAAUUAUUUUCCUUUAUUUUGUGGUGGUUGAUGGAGUCCACCCUCGAUGGCAUCUGCCAGGAUCUGGAUCUCCUUCCAGAAUCCCGGUUUUGUGACAAAAUUGUUCCUCUUUUCAGUUUUGCAGCAAAAUCUGAAUUUCUCUUUCUUUCAGUAUCUUAACCCCAAAAUUUAAAAGACCUGGUGGAAUCAAUGACAUUAUGAUAAUAAAGUUCUGGUUUGAAAAAUUC